Molecule: messenger RNA, 503 nt
Organism: Oppia nitens
Lineage: Eukaryota; Metazoa; Arthropoda; Arachnida; Sarcoptiformes; Oppiidae
Product: gamma-aminobutyric acid receptor-associated protein-like 2
Exons: 4
Coding region: 115-471 (118 amino acids)
Biological process (GO): autophagy of mitochondrion; macroautophagy; cellular response to nitrogen starvation
Cellular component (GO): cytosol; autophagosome membrane; autophagosome
Molecular function (GO): ubiquitin protein ligase binding
Source: RefSeq, a predicted model, not a curated record
AAUUUUUGGUAACAAUAUAGUGUAAUAUACUGUAUGCUUAUUUUAUGUGAUCUCAUGUAAAAUUGCAAUCAAGUUGUAAAUUAUAUGUAUGUAUAAAAAGUAUUGUAUAGUAAAAUGCAGUGGAAAUUCAAAGAAAAUAACUCAUUUGAGUACCGGAAAAGGGAGUCAUUGAAAAUGUUAAGCAAAUAUCCGGAUCGCAUACCAGUGAUAAUUGAAAAAUAUGUUAAUUCAAACAUAAGUUCAAUGGACAGGGAUAAGUUUCUGGUGCCAUACGACUGCACUGUCUCGCAGUUUCAAUGGACUAUCCGUAGGCGAUGCCAAUUGUCGGCGAGUCAGACCAUCUUUUUGUUUGUUGGCCGCACUUUACCUCAAUCUUGUGCUCUCAUGGGUGAGAUAUAUCAACAGCACAGGGAUGAGGAUGGCUUCCUUUAUAUGGCAUUCAGCGGUGAAAAUACUUUUGGAAAUAACUAACUAAUCAUUACAUUCAACAAACACAUCAAUUU